Penicillium argentinense is the source of this 441-nucleotide messenger RNA. RefSeq names its product transcription elongation factor SPT4 (gene spt4). Bases 1 to 441 code for a protein of 146 amino acids. NCBI's taxonomy places the organism in Eukaryota, Fungi, Ascomycota, Eurotiomycetes, Eurotiales, Aspergillaceae. The transcript has 3 exons. Gene Ontology annotation, molecular function: RNA polymerase II complex binding; zinc ion binding. Gene Ontology annotation, biological process: regulation of transcription elongation by RNA polymerase II; chromatin organization; mRNA processing. The record is from RefSeq and is a predicted model, not a curated record. Gene Ontology annotation, cellular component: nucleus; DSIF complex.
AUGUCCUUCUAUGUCGCCUCCAACCAGCAGCGCUCGCUGCGCGCCUGCAUGGUCUGUUCGGUCGUUCAGCCGGUGAAUAAAUUCAUGCGCGACGGCUGCCCGAACUGCGAAAACGUCCUCCAGCUCCGCGGCAACAACGACGCGGUCCAGGAAUGUACCUCGCAGGUCUUUGAGGGCCUGAUCGCGGUGCGCGAUCCCGCCAACAGCUGGGUUGCGCGCUGGCAGCGCCUGGAUAACUACGUCCCGGGAACAUAUGCGACCAUGGUCACUGGAUCGCUCCCCGAUUACAUCCUCUCGAGCUUGGAGGACGCCGGCAUCAAAUACGUCCCGUAUGCACCCCACUAUCUUUCUCAACUAAACAUGUCUCGUUCGCUUUGGUUCCGAUGUGCUGACAAGUAUAAUUUUAGGCGGGACGGAAGCACUGGCGAGGAAGAGUCCUGA